This is a messenger RNA of Aedes aegypti (yellow fever mosquito), 3130 nucleotides long. RefSeq names its product GATOR complex protein WDR59 (gene Wdr59). NCBI's taxonomy places the organism in Eukaryota, Metazoa, Arthropoda, Insecta, Diptera, Culicidae. The record is from RefSeq and is a predicted model, not a curated record. Bases 195 to 3086 code for a protein of 963 amino acids. Gene Ontology annotation, molecular function: protein binding. The transcript is spliced from 6 exons.
UCUCUUAUCAGACGUCAAACAAAACAACAACAAGUUGUUCUUAUCACAGUGUUGUUGUCUAUUUUUCCUCAAGUUUAUCCAUAUUUUUAAUAGUUGUUUGUGCAUCUAGAAGUGAAAUUUGUGCUGAUCGUAACAGUUAAACAUGUUGCGUGUUUAGGGAAAUUUUUGGGCAAAACUUAUCCAUCCAAACAAUUAUGUUAUCUUCGUUCACGGAAGGGCCCCGAUUCGGAGCCCCGGGCACCAGCGUCCCUUCCAGUAUGGGCGGAACGGGCGUCGGAGGUCUGGAAACCGUAAGCUGCUUGUCGCGUCGUAGUGCUUGGGUUCGAGAGUAUCGCGAUCUGCAGGCUAAUGUGAUGUCCGUUGAUUGGAGCGGGUCUUGGAUUUUGCUGGCCGGAAGACGCCAACUUGCCCUGCAAUCGAUCAGAGAUUACGAGAUGCACGAUUCCCCGGUAAUGUUGAGCAGGGAUGAUGGCAACGGUGGAAGCCCAGGGGGAUUGAGCAAGUUUCCACGGCCUUGGAAGUAUGAAGUUUCGGCUGCUGAGUGGGCCAUUUGUAAGGACAGUCAGGAAUAUUGUGCCAUUGCAACGAGUCAGACAAUAGAAGUGCUAACGUGGGAAUCCGGAAAGCCAACGAUUAAGCAUUCCCUGAGGGCACACACCCGUAUGAUUACGGAUAUCGAUUGGCACUCGAAGAUACCGCAUCUGCUGGCCAGCUGUUCCAUUGACACGUUUACGCAUUUGUGGGAUCUGCGCGAUCCGAGAAAACCGGUGCUUUCCUUGAAUGCGGUUUGCAUGUCCGGUGCCAGCCAAGUGGGCUUUAACAGGGUCUCGGGGAACUUGGUGGCAACAGCUCACGAUGGCGACCUGAGGAUCUGGGAUCAACGCAAGGGAUCGUGCCCUAUUCAGUACAUAACGGCCCACUUGUCGAGGAUCCAUGGAAUCAAUUGGAGUCAUGAUCACGAAACCAGCUUGUCGACGGCCAGCCAGGACGGAACGGUGAAAUACUUCGACAUUAAUAAUCCAAGACGAGCGGAGAAGAUCAUAACAACCUCUAGUCCUGUAUGGAGGGCUCGUUAUACGCCAUUCGCCGAUGGGUUGGUCACAAUAAGCGUUCCUCAUCAGGGAAGAGGAGAAAACAGUCUCCUGAUGUGGAACAACUCCCGUCAAGACGCUCCAAUCUGUUCGCUAAUCGGUCACACAGAUGUGGUUCUGGAUUUCGCUUGGAGACGAACGAGCUUGACCGGCACCGAUCCGGAACUAAUCACCUGGUCUCGGGACCAAACCAUGCGAAUCUGGCGAAUAGACGAAGAAAUCCGGAAACUCUGCGAACGCUAUCCGAUGGAGGAAGAUGACGGAUUGAUCAUCGAAGAGGGCGUGAACCUCUCCAGGGUCAAUUCGGGAAACAAUCUCAAAAGUCCCACCCGAGAAAAGCAACCGUCAGUUUCACUGCAGCACGAGUUCUCACUGCUAAAUCCAAAUAUCCCACACAUAGACAUUGAGGUUUUGGAUCCGGUUAAAAGAACCGCCACGGUUCGAAUCUCCGUCAACGGUUACGUGAUCAUGUUGCAGGUCAAUUUCCCACUUCAAUACCCGAACAAUGGCAUCGGUCCCGAAUUCACCUACUGUCAGGGAACUUCCAUUGACGACGACAACCUAUCCGUUUCCCUGAUGAAAGUUCUCCGGGCCACUGCAAGUCAACGCGUGAAAAAAGGAAGGACCUGUUUGGAGCAGUGCCUCCGAGCGUUGGUCACCCAGCUGAAAAAUUCCUCCAACAAUGGAGACAAGCACUUGCGGCUGCAAUCACCUCGCUUGGAAGGUGCCCUCAGCAGUGCCCUGCACGAUGCUUGUAUCCCAUUCCCAAAGACUUCCGGUGCUCGGUUUAGCCAGGUCGGAAUACUGGUCACCUUUUCCCGGCCACUGAAUACCAAACGGAUCAGCUUGAAGCAUCAGAAUACUACGCCCAGGGCGCUGUCGGCUCUCAGCGGUGGUUAUCUGGGAAAUGUGAUGGGAUCGCAGCCGAUUUUGUAUGCACAUCGAGACCCGAGUGCUUCUUCGUUCUACGUUCAUGAUAGGCAAAAAACUUCUCGAAACCGCGGAACACAACCGAAGGUCUGCGUUGCAACGGUUAACGUGUACGACAUUUCAAAAAUAUUGUACGUAAGCAAAGAACUUGCCGAGAACUACAUCGUCAACACUACAAAUGUGGCAGAAAUGUGUCGCCACAAUAAGGAAGUGGCUGAAAAGUACGGCCGUCCAGACCUGGUCCAGUGUUGGUCGCUGGCGGAAAUGAUCGCACAACCCAACAACGAUUUCGACGCGGACGACGACAUGCUUUGCUCGCAGAAUCCCUUCGCCAAGAGCCUUCUGGAGUCGCUCAUAAGCCACUUUGCCAGAAUCUACGACAUCCAGACGGCGGCCAUGUUAUGCUGCGCCUUUGGACGGCACUGUCCAUCCCUGUACGAACUGUCGCGCAGUUCCAGUUCCAGCAGCAAAUCCGUCAACCAAAGCCACUUUCUUAGUGGUCUGCGCAAAAUCAAGCCAAGUGGAUCACCAUACCAUACGAUCCUGCCCGUGGAUAGUGCCAAUUCUAGCAACGUGUGGAACCUUGCCCAGCAACUAAAGCACCUGCGGAGCAACUCGUGGUCGGAUUCGUUGGACGACUGUCGCAUUGCUGGAAUAGGAGACAUCAAUCGGAGUCUGCUCGGCGAUAGCAAUCGAUACCUGUACGAUAACUUCAAACGUGCCUAUGCGGAAAUGCUGUAUCGCUGGGGUUUGCUGGUGACCCGAACGAAGAUUCUGAAGUACCUGUCCAGCUACGUGGAUCCGCCUCGAUGCGUGGAGUUCGUGACGGAGUGUCCCCUGUGCUGUCGGAUCGGAUCACCGGCUUGCUCCACGUGUAAGAAACCAGUGCUGUACUGUACGCUCUGCCGGCUUCCGGUGCGUGGAGCUGCCAACGCGUGCCUUCACUGUGGCCACGGGGGCCAUACCGAGCACAUGCGCAUAUGGUUCGACAAGUACGACGAAUGUGCCACGGGCUGUGGGUGCCAUUGCUUGCAGAAAAGUUCGGCGUUAUGUAACCUGAACUGAGGUAAGCCCUGUUUUUUAUUUGAAUAGAUUCUAUAUUAUUGUAA